Messenger RNA from Olea europaea var. sylvestris, 1232 nucleotides. Its product is annotated as transcription activator GLK1-like. The transcript is spliced from 2 exons. Gene Ontology annotation, biological process: positive regulation of DNA-templated transcription. The coding region runs from base 357 to 959 and encodes 200 amino acids. Gene Ontology annotation, cellular component: nucleus. Gene Ontology annotation, molecular function: DNA-binding transcription factor activity; transcription cis-regulatory region binding. Lineage: Eukaryota; Viridiplantae; Streptophyta; Magnoliopsida; Lamiales; Oleaceae. The record is from RefSeq and is a predicted model, not a curated record.
GAUCCCUCUUUCUCUCUCUUGAUGAAGAAAAAAAAUUUAUUACAACUCACGGGCAAGCUCUUUCAGAUUUUUUAAUGUUCAAAAAAGAGUAUCCACAAAACCUAUAUUUAUAUAUAGAACAAGCCAAACAAGAGCAUAAAAACAUCUUGACACACCUCAGUACAAGUUGUGGUGGAGAUCCAUUUUCUUUCACCCAAAAACAGCGACAAAAUUCAAAUUAAUAUAUUCUACACUUAUUGUUAUCUGUUCAGUCUUUUCACUGGAAGGAAGAAAGAAUUUGCCGGCUGGAAGUAAGGAAAUUAACUGCAACUCUGCAUGCUAAAGAAUUGAAUCUAUACGCAUCAAACUCUGGAUUCAUGCUUGCUGUGUCACCUUUGAGGAACACCAACAAUGAAAGGGAAAGUGAGAUGGAGGCUUUCUCCAUGGGAGGUGAUGAAUUCCCUGAUAUUUCCAGUGGGAGUUUACUUGACAGUAUUGAUUUUGAUGAUCUUUUUGUUGGGAUCAACGAUGGAGAUUUGUUGCCUGAUCUGGAGAUGGACCCUGAAAUUCUUGCUGAAUUUUCACUUAGUAGUGGGGAAGAAUCGGAGAUUAAUACAUCAACUCCUGUAUCAGUGUCAGUUGAGAAAGUAGAUGAGGGUGGGGUCGAAAAAUCAGCCUCGGAUACUGGUUCGGAGUCGAGCUUGAUUAUUGAAAAGGAAUCUGUGAGUAAGAGAGAAGAAUCAGCUGUAGUUAAUCAAUCUCACAAGGAAGCUGAUAAACGAGGAAAAUCCUCGGCACAAUCGAAAAAUCAACCGGGCAAGAGGAAGGUGGAUUGGACACCAGAGCUACACAGGCGUUUUGUGCAAGCAGUGGAGCAACUGGGUGUGGAUAAGGCUGUGCCUUCAAGGAUUUUGGAGCUUAUGGGGAUUGAUUGUCUCACUCGCCAUAACAUUGCCAGCCAUCUUCAGGUAUUCAUGUGAAUCUACAUACUUUAAUUUCCUCUCAUGUUUAUGCUUAAGAUUUGUUCGUUUCUUAUUCUUCUUAUUUUCGGUUUUCUUUUGCAUAUGGUAUUGAAAGUCUUCAUCAAAUCGAUAUCGCUUUUGUUGAAGGGCUAGAUCUAAUUAUAGGGCAUGGUGAUUAUGCAUAAAUUAGCUCUAUUUUGCAUUGAAAUUUUUAACAAUUUUCAACACAUCUAUACAGUAUCCAAGAAUUGAAAUGUACCAGACGUUGAAAUAACAUAGAGAAGUUUGGCA